AUAGCCUUUGGACCCAAGAAUCGUUCGAUUGGUGCCGCAGCUAAAAGUCAGGUUAUUUCAAAUGCAAAGAAUACAGUACAAAGUUUUAAAAGAUUUCAUGGUCGUGCAUUCUCAGAUCCCUUUGUUCAAGCUGAAAAAGCAAGCCUUGCGUAUGAACUUGUCCAGCUGCCAACAGGCUCAACUGGCAUCAAGGCUAUGUAUAUGGAAGAAGAAAGAAACUUUACUAUUGAACAGGUGACGGGAAUGCUUCUUACCAAAUUAAAAGAGACUGCUGAGAAUGCGCUUAAGAAGCCUGUAGUUGAUUGCGUUGUUUCUGUUCCUUCUUUCUACACAGAUGCAGAAAGGAGAUCUGUGAUGGAUGCUACACAGAUUGCUGGUCUCAACUGUCUGAGACUAAUAAAUGAAACAACUGCAGUUGCCCUUGCAUAUGGGAUCUAUAAGCAAGACCUGCCUGCCUUGGAAGAGAAGCCACGGAAUGUUGUUUUUGUGGAUAUGGGGCAUUCUGCAUAUCAAGUUUCUGUUUGUGCAUUCAACAAAGGAAAACUGAAAGUUCUUGCUACAUCAUUUGAUACAACACUUGGAGGCAGAAAGUUUGAUGAGAUGUUAGUUGAAUACUUUUGUGAAGAAUUUGGAAAGAAAUAUAAACUAGACAUAAAGUCAAAGAUUCGUGCGUUGUUGAGGCUAUACCAGGAAUGUGAAAAACUGAAAAAAUUGAUGAGCGCUAAUGCCUCUGAUCUCCCGAUGAACAUAGAAUGCUUCAUGAAUGACAUAGAUGUCUCUGGAACAAUGAACAGAAGCAAAUUUUUAGAGAUGUGUGAUGGACUCCUUGCAAGGAUAGAACCACCCCUUCGCAGUGUGCUGGAGCAAGCCAAGUUAAAGAAGGAGGAUAUUUAUGCAGUAGAGAUAGUUGGUGGUCCUGCUGUAAAAGAGAAAAUCAGUAAAUUUUUUGGCAAAGAAGUCAGUACAACUUUGAAUGCAGAUGAGGCUGUUGCACGAGGCUGUGCGUUGCAGUGUGCUAUUUUAUCCCCGGCUUUCAAAGUGAGAGAAUUUUCUAUCACAGAUUUGAUACUGUAUCCUAUUUCUUUACGAUGGAAUUCACCAGCAGAGGAAGGGUUAAGUGACUGUGAGGUCUUUCCCAAGAACCAUGCUGCUCCAUUUUCUAAGGUCCUCACAUUCUACAGAAAGGAACCUUUUACUCUUGAGGCGUACUACAGCUGUCCCAAGGAGUUGCCUUACCCAGAUCCUGCUAUAGCUCACUUCUUGGUUCAGAAGGUCACUCCUCAAACAGAUGGCUCCAGUUCAAAAGUGAAAGUCAAAGUUAGAGUAAAUAUCCAUGGUAUCUUCAGUGUUUCAAGUGCAUCAUUAGUGGAGGUUCAUAAAUCGGAUGAGAAUGAAGAGCCUAUGGAAACAGAUCAGCAUGCAAAAGAGGAAGAGAAGAUGCAAGUAGACCAGGAAGAGCAACAAAAGACUGAAGAACAACAGCAGGCCCAACCUGAAAAUAAGGCAGAGUCUGAAGAAAUGGAGACGUCUCAGGCUGACUCGAAAGACAAGAAAGUGGAUCAACCACCUCAAGCCAAGAAGGCUAAAGUAAAGACUACUACAGUGGACCUUCCCAUUGAGAAUCAGUUGGUGUGGCUAGGGAAAGAUAUGCUGAACUUAUUCAUUGAGAAUGAGGGUAAAAUGAUAAUGCAGGAUAAGCUAGAGAAAGAGAGGAAUGAUGCCAAGAAUGCUGUGGAAGAAUAUGUGUAUGAUAUGAGAGACAAACUCUGCGGUAUUUAUGAGAAAUUUGUUAAUGAAGAUGAUCGAAAUAGCUUCACGCUGAAGCUGGAAGAUACAGAGAACUGGCUUUAUGAAGAUGGUGAAGACCAACCCAAACAAAUUUACAUUGAUAAAUUGACUGAGUUGAAGACUCUGGGUCAACCGAUUCAGGCUCGAUUUCAAGAGUCAGAGGAAAGACCAAAAGCAUUUGAGGACCUAGGGAAGCAAAUUCAACAGUACAUGAAAAUUGUUCAUGCAUUCAAAGCAAAGGAUGAACAGUAUGACCAUCUAGAUGAAGCAGAUGUAGUGAAAGUGGAGAAGAGUGCAAAUGAAGCUAUGGAGUGGAUGAACAACAAACUUAAUCUUCAGAACAAGAGAAGUCUUACUUUGGACCCAGUUAUAAAAGCUAAAGACAUACAAGCUAAGACUAAAGAAUUGACAAGUACUUGUAAUCCUAUAGUCACAAAACCAAAACCCAAAGUUGAGCUCCCGAAGGAGGAGCAGAAACCCCCUGAACCCAACGGACCAGUAGCUGGGCAGGGAGAAGCCAGCGGUGGGGCCCAGGCCCCUGACCAGGAGGGGGGUGCUGCUGCUGCCCCUGAGAAAAAGCUUCCUGAAAUGGACAUUGACUGAAUUUCAGCACUUGUUUAUAUUAUUGCAAACUACAAUAAAGCUUUAAGUUGU
Messenger RNA from Balearica regulorum gibbericeps (East African grey crowned-crane), 2442 nucleotides. The record is from RefSeq and is a predicted model, not a curated record. Lineage: Eukaryota; Metazoa; Chordata; Aves; Gruiformes; Gruidae.